UAUACACCAGCGUUAUUUUCACAUUCUGCCAACACAUAUCAUGGUAAAAAAUUCUGCACGGGACCUGCUUCGAAAAGCACGAGAGCAAAAGAAACGUCAGCAGGCACAAAGCAAAGCACGGCCAGUUCCACUACCGAAACAGCCCACCAACAACGAGCCCACACAAUCAAAACGACCACUUCCAGAUACAGAUGACGUAAAAGAGGUGGCAACUGAAGUAAAGCGGUUGAAAGUUGACACACCUACAGAACAACAGUCAGCCCUGUCACUUGUCGAAUAUGGUAGUGACGGCAGCGAGGACGAGAGUGAACCAAAGAGUGAAGGAGAGUCAGAGGAACAAGCUGACGAGGCCAAUGGCCUACCUGCAGGGUUCUUCGAUGCUGGAGUAGAGCCCGAGGUAGAUGGGGCAGAAGAAGACCCAGAUGUCCAAAUGGACGACGAGAAGCCAAAUGACCAGCCUGCUCUGCCCGCGGGGUUCUUUGACAGUGCAACCGAGCAAAAAGCUGCAGAGACAAAAACCUCUGUUGGCCAGAUACGUGUCGAGCAAAAGAAGGACCUGGCAAAGGAUCUGGCCAGCUUUGAGGCGGAGAUAGCCGAUCUCGCCGAAGAGAAUAGCCUUGUGCGCACGACCGAUGAGGCAGAUAUGCAAAAGUCGGCAAUCGACGAGCUAGACCGCAAGGACCGGGAGUGGAAGGCAAGGACACAGAGACUGGCCAAGAUGCGAGCAGUCAUUCAAGAGGGAUUGAAGGAAAUGGACGCGAGCCAGAUGGAAACGAACGAGGAGCAGGCUGAUGCGGCAUCAAGUGGGUCAGACUCAGACAUGAGUGACAUAGACGAGAUAGCGGACUGGCGGUCCCGGACAUUCUAAACGGACUAUAUUUUUCUUUAAAAUGAAACCGGGAUAUAACGCUAUGUUACUUGGCAUAUGCCGAAUUGAGAAGAUCAACCGACAGCGUCGCUGGGAUUGGGUCGUUGCGCAGUGCCGAGUCGACAAGGUGCAUGGCGAUAAAGAACUCGCCGGGGCCAAAGCGCCCAUCGAGGUUGCGGUCUGCCAGUGCCCAGAUGCGGCGCAGCUGGUCGUCCGAGAGGCGGGACCGCCCAAUUACUGCCUGCACUUGGUCAGACGUCAGAU
This is a messenger RNA of Linderina pennispora, 1132 nucleotides long. RefSeq lists its product as uncharacterized. The transcript has a single exon. Bases 41 to 868 code for a protein of 275 amino acids. Lineage: Eukaryota; Fungi; Kickxellomycota; Kickxellomycetes; Kickxellales; Kickxellaceae. The record is from RefSeq and is a predicted model, not a curated record.